AUGGGCCGUUUCAGCAGCUUCCAGAGGCAGCUGAACCUCUAUGACUUUCAGAGGAUCACGGAAGGCGUUGACAAGGGCGCCUACAGCCAUCCCAUGUUCCUGUACGGUCAACAGCAAGCGACGCUGUCCAUGAAGCGCAACAAGAUCAAGGGAGUCAAGAAGGCCAAGGAGGCUGCCCAGAAGGCUGCCGCAGCCAAGCUCGAAGAAGCCUCUGCUUCGAGCCAUAAUGUCGAAGGGGACGAUGACGAUUCGGUAUGA
This is a messenger RNA of Seminavis robusta, 258 nucleotides long. The record is from the annotation of a GenBank genome assembly. NCBI's taxonomy places the organism in Eukaryota, Bacillariophyta, Bacillariophyceae, Naviculales, Naviculaceae.